AUGACUAAAAGUCAAGUCAAACCUUCAAAUAUACUUCUCACCCUGAAAGAAAAAGAUGAGUGUAAUGUUACAACCCUUAAGCAAGUGUAUAAUGCAAGAUAUAGGUACAAACGUUCAAUAAGAGGUUCUAGAACUGAGUUACAACAGUUAAUGUUGAUGUUGGAACGUGAUCACUACAUCCAUUUUAGUAGAUGUCUUGAUGAAUCUGAUGUGGUAAGUGAUUUGUUCUGGACCCAUCCUGAUGCUGUGAAGUUGUUAAAUUCAUUCAACAUUGUGUUCUUAAUGGAUAGUACCUAUAAAACCAACAAAUAUCGGUUGCCAUUACUUGAGAUUGUUGGUGUGACCUCAACAGGAUUAACUUUCUCGGCCGCUUUUGCAUUUUUAUCUAGUGAAAAGCAAAAUAAUUUCAUUUGGGCUCUUGAAAGGCUAAGAGGUCUAUUUAUGACGUCCGAGGGUGGUCCACAAGUCAUUGUAACUGAUAGGGAUCUUGCUCUAAUGAAUGUUGUUGGCAUGGUGUUCCCUCAGUGUUAUCAUCUUCUAUGCCGUUUCCACAUUCAAAAAAAUGUGCAGGCAAAGUGCAAAAUGUUAGUAAAUUCUGUUGACGCAUGGGAUGUUGUACUUCAAGCCUGGGAGAAUGUCAUGGACUGUGAAGAUGAAUUAAAGUUUAAGGAGUGUGUUCAUCGUCUUCAGGUUGUUUGCCAGCCGUGGCCUGUAUUCUUUGAAUAUGUUAACGACUCGUGGAUCAUUCCUUAUAAGAAAUUCUUUGUGAAGGCAUGGACGAACAAAGUUAUGCAUUUGGGGAAUACAACAUCAAACAGGGUUGAGUCUGCUCACUGGAGUCUGAAGAAAGUUCUUGGAAGUAGUAUGGGAGACCUUUGUUCGUGUUGGGAUGGAAUUCACAACGUUAUUAUCUUGCAACACAAUGAAAUUAAGGCGUCUUUUGAAAGAAGUAUAAAUCUGAUCAGUGACUCUUACAAGGCAUUGAGUUAUAGAAGAUUAGUGGGGAAUAUUUCUAGAUGUGCCUUAGAACUCCUUGCUCCAGAAUUGGAAAGAGUAAAGAAGAUUGGAUUCGAUAGUAGUCGUUGUGGCUGCAUUCUCAGACAAACUUAUGGUCUACCAUGUGCGUGUGAAUUAGCACGAUAUGAUCCUGGGAUUAUUCCUCUCCAAGAAAUUCAUGUCAUGUGGACUAGGUUGAGCUUCUCCAAUGUCUCGUCUUCACAAACUGAAGGGCAAUUAUCUAUUCAGAGGGAGGUUGAUCUACUGCUUAAUCUUUUCAAAGAAGUUGAUAUUGCAGGAAAAGUGACCAUAAAACAUAAAUUACUUGACAUAGUUAGCCCUUCCAUGACAUCGAUGUUACCACCACCGACUAAAGUUAAGACGAAAGGUGCAGCUAAGAGUCAUAGAUCAAAGAAGUCAACCAAACGUGAUCCCUCCUAUUUUGAGCAUGUGGACGCCUCCAUAGAGUCCUCAAGACAAGACACAUUUGUUGCAAAAACAGAAAACAAGGCGAAGAGCAAACGUGUUAUUGAAGAGAAAGUAAUACCCAUGCUAGAACAGUUCAAUCCUGUUUUUCAUCCAUAUAUACUGGAUGUUGUCGAUGUUGUGGCGGACGGUCAUUGUGGAUAUAGAUGCAUUGCUGCAUUGUUGGGUAUGGGUGAGGAGUCGUGGCCUCUAAUCAGACAUGAUCUAUACAAAGAACUUAGCCAAUGGCGAGAUGAAUAUGCAACGUUAGUUGGAGGCUAUGAUCGUCUGGAAGAACUGAGAAAGUCUUUGCUAGUUCAAUCACCAUCAGGGGCUAAUCGAGACAAGUGGAUGACUAUACCAGACAUGGGGUAUGCGAUUGCUAAUCGGUAUAAUGUAAUCCUCGUGUGCUUGUCAUCAGUUCAGAAUUUGACUAUAUUCCCACUUCGUACAUCCCCACCUACUUCGCAAAGUCAACAUCGACUAAUUUGUAUCGGACAUGUUUACAAUUCUCAUUUUGUUCAGGUUCGUCUACAAGAAGGCUGUCCAUUACCGACAGUGGAUAUCAUAUCAUCUAGCAAUUGUUACCCAAAGGCAAAAGGGUGGGCAUCAUUUUAUAGAGAUAGGAUGCAAGCAUUCCUAGAUUUACACAUAGUGGAUCGUAGUUAUGUAGAUCUCAUGGAAGACUAAUAUUUG
Molecule: messenger RNA, 2157 nt
Organism: Vigna unguiculata (cowpea)
Lineage: Eukaryota; Viridiplantae; Streptophyta; Magnoliopsida; Fabales; Fabaceae
Source: RefSeq, a predicted model, not a curated record